GAAAAGGAGCAGCUGCCAAGGGUUCUGCAUUUGGUGCUUGGUGCUUUCCCAUAGCAUUUACUCUCCACUUUGACUUCACAUCCUCUGUCCCUCUGGUACCUGUGCAAGUGAAGCCUGUGUGCCCCGUGCAACCCACCUCAGCACACUUCUUCUCCAUCAGUUCUGGAACAGGUGAAAGGUUUGCCCUCUCUGCUGUAGCCUCCUAAGUGUCCUGGGGAUUUUUCUGGAUGUCAUAUAAGGGCAGGAAAUGCAAGGAGCUGCCUGCAGCAAGGGUCAGCUUCCCGGACAUUGGGGAGCGUGGAAGCUGGCUAGCAAGGAAUGGGGGGCAAUGGGCUCCGCUACCUCAGCCCAGGGGAGUGCUGGUGCUGCCGGCAGAGAGCAGCUCUUUUAUGGCCGGUGGGUCCCACAGUGACUGUUAUCGAUUUCACUCCACGUCAGGUGAUGGUAGCCCUUCUAUGAGGCGUGUUACCAUGAUAAGGGAGAAAGGAAGAAGACAGGCAGUCCGAGGCCCAGCAUUUAUGUUCAAUAACAGAGGCCCAAAUCUCACAGCAGAAGAGGAACGGUUUCUGGAUGCGGCAGAAUACGGAAACAUCCCUGUAGUAAGAAAAAUGCUGGAGGAAUCUAAGACCUUGAAUGUCAAUUGUGUUGAUUACAUGGGUCAAAAUGCCCUGCAGCUAGCAGUUGGAAAUGAACAUUUAGAAGUCAGUGAACUGUUACUCAAAAAGGACAACUUGGCACGAAUUGGUGAUGCUCUACUGCUUGCAAUCAGCAAAGGCUAUGUGAGGAUAGUAGAAGCCAUUUUAAACCAUCCAGCAUUUGCUGCAAGCAAAAGACUUACCCUUAGCCCAUGUGAACAGGAACUGCAGGAUGAUGACUUUUAUUCCUAUGAUGAAGAUGGAACACGAUUCUCCCCAGAUAUAACACCCAUUAUUCUUGCAGCUCAUUGCCAAAAAUAUGAAGUUGUGCACAUGCUGUUGGUAAAAGGCGCAAAGAUAGAAAGGCCUCAUGAUUACUUCUGCAAAUGCAGUGACUGCACUGAAAAGCAAAAGCAUGACUCUUUCAGUCACUCACGGUCCAGGAUAAAUGCUUACAAAGGAUUAGCAAGUCCAGCCUAUCUAUCACUUUCUAGUGAAGAUCCGGUACAUACAGCACUGGAACUUAGCAAUGAGCUGGCAAAGUUGGCCAACAUUGAGAAGGAAUUCAAGAAUGACUAUCGCAAGCUCUCUAUGCAAUGCAAGGAUUUUGUGGUUGGUGUUCUUGACCUGUGUCGAGAUUCUGAAGAAGUAGAGGCCAUCUUGAAUGGUGAUGUGGAUGCCGAACCAAUAGAAUCUCAGAGACACCGGCCCUCUUUAAGCAGAGUUAAAUUGGCAAUCAAGUAUGAAGUGAAAAAGUUUGUGGCUCAUCCCAAUUGCCAACAGCAGUUGCUGACCAUCUGGUAUGAAAAUCUCUCUGGAUUGAGAGAACAACCCAUCGCCAUCAAGUGUCUAGUUGUACUGGUCGUUGCACUAGGGCUUCCUUUUCUUGCUGUUGGUUACUGGAUCGCACCAUGUAGCCGGCUUGGCAGAAUUCUUCGCAGUCCCUUCAUGAAGUUCGUAGCUCAUGCUGCAUCAUUUAUUAUUUUCCUGUGCCUGUUAGUGUUCAAUGCCUCAGAUAGGUUUGAAGGCAUUAAGACUCUGCCCAACAUUACGGUCAUUGAAUACCCAAAGCAGAUUUUUAGGGUGAAAACAACAAGAUUUACCUGGACAGAGAUGCUAAUUAUGGUAUGGGUUCUAGGAAUGAUGUGGUCAGAGUGCAAAGAGCUGUGGCUGGAAGGACCCAGGGAAUACAUUCUGCAGCUAUGGAAUGUGCUGGACUUUGGGAUGCUCUCCAUCUUUAUUGCAGCCUUUACAGCCAGACUUUUAGCCUUCAUGCAAGCCACAAAAGCACAACAAUAUGUGGACAAGUAUAUUCAAGAAAAUGAUCUUUCCUUGGUCACGCUGCCACCUGAAAUAGAAUACUUUACAUACGCUAGAGACAAAUGGCUUCCGUCCGAUCCACAGAUCAUAUCAGAAGGCCUUUAUGCCAUAGCAGUUGUUCUCAGCUUCUCACGCAUUGCCUAUAUAUUGCCAGCGAAUGAGAGCUUUGGACCACUGCAAAUAUCACUUGGAAGAACUGUAAAAGACAUUUUUAAAUUCAUGGUUCUUUUUAUUAUGGUGUUCCUUGCAUUCAUGAUUGGGAUGUUUAUCCUGUAUUCUUAUUAUCUUGGUGCUAAAGUGAAUUCUGCAUUUACAACAGUUGAAGAAAGUUUUAAGACCCUCUUCUGGUCCAUAUUUGGCCUGUCUGAAGUAACAUCCGUUGUACUAAAGUAUGAUCACAAAUUCAUUGAGAACAUUGGCUAUGUCCUUUAUGGAAUCUACAAUGUAACGAUGGUGGUAGUUCUUCUAAACAUGUUAAUUGCCAUGAUUAACAGCUCCUAUCAAGAAAUAGAGGAUGACAGUGAUGUAGAAUGGAAAUUUGCCCGCUCCAAGCUAUGGUUAUCUUAUUUUGAUGAUGGAAAAACGCUGCCUCCACCUUUCAGCAUCGUGCCAAGUCCAAAAUCCUUUGUGUACUUUAUCCUAAAAAUCAUUAACUUGUUCAAGUGCAGAAGAAGGCGGCUGCAGAAAGAUACUGAAAUAGGAAUGGGAGACUCCAAGUCUAGGCUAAAUCUCUUCUCUCAGUCUACUACAAGGGUUUUUGAGUCUCGCAGUUUUAACAGUAUAAUUAAUCAGCCAACACGCUAUCAGCAAAUAAUGAAAAGACUUAUAAAGAGAUAUGUGUUGAGAGCACAAGUGGACAAAGAAAAUGAUGAAGUAAAUGAAGGUGAAUUGAAGGAGAUAAAACAAGAUAUCUCCAGCCUUCGCUACGAACUUUUAGAAGACAAAUCGCAAGCUACGGAAGAGUUGUCCUCUUUGAUUCACAAACUAAGUGAAAAGCUAAAUCCGGGAAUGCUGAGAUGUGAGUGAAUGAUGGAGAACGCUACUUGGAAAAACAGCACAAACAGUGGCAAUAAUUUCUAAAGAAAAGGCAUCUUAUACUUGAAAAAAAAGUAUCUGGUAGAAUUAGCACACAACCCUUUAUGUCUUUUGAAAUUACCAUUUUACAGAUCAUUUUUUAUUGUCAUUUUUAUUUUUGUCAAUGGAUUUCAUUCCAAUAGAGAUACACGGCGUGUAGGUUUUGAAUAUGUUUCACACUGUUAAACAAGGGCAGUAUAAUUAUGCCCACAGUAUAAAGGCUAUUUUGCUUUAAUUCCAUUACCAUGUUAAAAAAUAUAUGUUUACAAAACAUCUUUAAAAAAAUAUUAGGCUAAUUAUCAGUUAUGAUAUAAAUAUUAAUGUCUAAUGUUUAUUAAUAUAUUCAGGCGCUAAACAUUUUAUCCAAAAAAAAAAACCUGGGCCUUUGAAAUGUUUGAUCAUGUUAUAGAAUGGUUUCUUAGCAAGCAGCCAUAAAUUUAAACCACCUUGGUCCUUCAGGACUGCACCGGAGACUUUUCUUUCAUUUUUCACCCUGUUUCCAAAAAGUGAGGGGUUGCAUUGCCUUACGUAUUCCUCUGGGAGUGCAUUUGGUGAACGAAUCAGUUUUGCAUGCUAAAGGUAUGAGCAGUGCUACCAUAGACAUGCCAGACCAUAGACAUGCCAGAGAGGUGUACAAUAAACAGGCAGAUACAGAAGUCCAUGGCAUAUGCUCAGAUGGUGACCCACCCUCAAAGCUUUGCUGUAAAUCUGCAGAGAAAUCUAUUUCAUUUCAGAAGUGGCUAUUUCCUCAAUGGAGUAACAUUGUACAAAUGUAGGAGAUGAUAGGCUUGACUGCUGAUGAUUUAGGAAUAAAAUAGCAGUAUGUAAACUAAAACAUUAUUAAAACUAUUAUAAUAAGAUGUUAUUUCUUUCUCUGCUUCCAAUCCAUAAUAAUUUUUAAAAGUCCCAUUCUCUUAGUAUAACUGCUAUCUUAAUAUGCCAUGAAUGUGAAUAAAUUAUUAGUAACUUCAAAGCUAGGUACCUAAACAAUAUUUAAUUAUGCAGUUACACAUUGUUGCAGUAGCAAAACAGGCUAAAUAUUGAUUAAUAAAAAACAUUUUAAAGCUGGAAUAAAGGCCUACUAGCCUAAUGAUAUAGUAGGGCAAGGAGGUAACCAUAUCUGCCACUGGAAUAUUAGGCACAUUGAAGGAGAUUAUAAGAAUUGUGCUCUGCUGAUCAGAGGUUAACUUAAAGCUAUGGAAGACUAAGGGGCUGAUUUACUAAUCCACGAAUCCCGAAUGGGAAAAAAUCGGAUUGGAAACGAACAUUU
This is a messenger RNA of Xenopus tropicalis (tropical clawed frog), 4299 nucleotides long. It is a transcript of the gene trpc3, whose product is annotated as transient receptor potential cation channel, subfamily C, member 3. Bases 228 to 2981 code for a protein of 917 amino acids. Gene Ontology annotation, biological process: calcium ion transmembrane transport. The transcript has 12 exons. Lineage: Eukaryota; Metazoa; Chordata; Amphibia; Anura; Pipidae. Gene Ontology annotation, molecular function: monoatomic cation channel activity; calcium channel activity. The record is from RefSeq and is a predicted model, not a curated record. Gene Ontology annotation, cellular component: plasma membrane; membrane.